AUGAUCGAGCAAAAUUGCCGUUGUGGGUAAACGCGCUAAAUACCUGCCAAAUCUGUUGAAAAUGUUAUUAACUCGAUUAGCUCAAGGGAUAAAUGUGAAAGUUAAUCAGUAAAGAAAUGGUGGUGCAUCCUCGGAGGCCUAGUGACAGUCGGGACGACACGAAGUAACCGAGUAGUGUAGUCGGCUCGACGAAAUUCUGCAACUGUACCGCUCGGGUUACGUGGUGUUGCCUCGGACUAACUGCUCUUAGCAGGGUUCGCAGGCAUCUUGAACGUCGUUGAAGUCCUUGGAUUGUUUGAUUGUUUUCACUUAGUGGAAGAAUUAAAAAAGACCUGUUAUUCUUGAACAAAUCUGACGGGUAUCCCUUAACCUGAGCAUGUAGUGUCACAUUCUAAUGGUAUUUUUUCAGUGAGUGGAGUCCUCGGAAAAAUCCGAAUUGUUUCCCAGAAAGGUCUUGAAAAGUCCUUGAAUUUGUCGUCUAAAAAUGAGAACGAACCCUGUCCAAGAGAGACCCGCGUCUCCGUUGACCCAUUGAUGGAAAGUGUGCAGACCAAACAGUUGGGUUUCUUCAAUGAAACUUUUCAACACUGAAUGAGUUAUUUGUAAUUCUUUUAGCUUAAAGGCAAGUUCAUAGAACUCUUUCCUUGCCUUGCAGUGCAAGUUAACUUAACUGAAACUCCGCUUGUUAUUUACGCCGUCACAAAUGUCAAGAUCAUCCCCUUAAAUUUUCGUUAAUUUGAAAUGGCUCUGAACCCUGCCUACAGAAUUGCAAAAAGUUGUAUCUUAAACAUGGUUAUCAGAAGUCGAUGGAUUUCAUCAAGGCGUUUAAUUAUAAGCGCUUGAAGCUAAAAUCAAGGCUGUAUUGAUAGGUUGUUUCGUUGCUAUAGUAACCUAUUAUGCCUAUUAAGAGGACCACAACUUGUUCACCAAUGAUUGGGCGUUUGUGUGAUACCUUUAUUGCAGCGUCACUUGUUAAACAGUGGUAGCAUUGAUCCGUCAAAGUAUAACUGUUGGAAACUGUUGCCAGCCACCCAUUACUUGCAAUCUUCCCGACUCUGCGCAGAUGACAUCAUGAAUACCGGAAGGCCAUUCCGAAAUUGCGCAGGGAACUGGGGCGAGUUUCAAAUUUAAACCAAUCAAUAAACUGACACCACUACAUGAAAGAUCACGUUGAGAGUAGUCAUUUGAACAAGUUUGAUGCUUUUAGGGUGAACAGAGACAAGUUACAGACCUUGAAACAUGGUGAGACGGCGUACCCCAAAACCAUAUAAACUCUUAAAAUUUUUUUCAUCAUAAUAAUUAUAAUGUUUUAUCGACUACCUCCGAUUAAAACGCAAGGAAAACAGCCACAUCCAGUGGAUUUUGAGAAUAUUUCAUGAUCGCACUAUCGCGAAACUCAACGUCGCAUUUAAUACAUUAAAAUUGUAAUUUGUAUUAAAUGAAGUUACCUUCAAAUAUGCAGGCUAUAAUUUAGAAAGAUUGUUUUGUUCCAGCCAAGCCGAAACAAACUCUAUCGGCUUUCCCACUAAAAAUACCUUUACGUCCAACAAGUGGUGCCUCGCCAUUGCGUUUGAACACGUGCACGAUUGACCCGCCCCCUACCCCCCCCCCCCGGGCCAAGACUGCCUUAAACAAUUCCCCGUCCCCGUGCACGAAGGGCUGAAUUUGUCCCGGGGGUUGCCCGGGAGGGAGAUGAUAACAGUUGGAAUUCUAGUACGCAUAAGCAUAAGUAUAAGAAUAUAAAAACUUUACGUUCUUAUGCUUAUGCGUGUGCUUAUGUCACUGUUAUGUUGUCCAGUGGGGACGUGGUUGGCAUAAGUAUAAAGAUAGCAUAAGUAUAAGCAUGUAAGCAUAAGCGAAAGACUUUCAGCCAAUCAGCGAGCACUUUAUGCUUAUGCCGACCAUGUCCUCCGGCCCUAGACAUAACACCGACAUAAGCAGAAGCUGAAGCAGAAGCAGAAGGCUUAUGCUUAUGUCGCAGCCGUUCCCACUAGUGUAUAAGCUUCUUUUAUACUUCUGCUCAUGCUUAUGCUUGCGUCGCAAGUGAGUACCGUGCUUUCUGACUCCUUGUAUCUCUGCAGUGAGUGGUUUCAUGGCAAGAAACGCACUCUUUCUUGCGGAAAACUACGGACUUGCCUCACUGAACAAUCCACAAACUCUCUCUCAGAACUCAAUAAGUUGUGAAUGUACGACAUUAGUAAUUAUCAUCAACUAAUUUCUCCCUGUAUCAAUACGUUGUCAGCUCGCAGGUCAGGCAAGAGACUAUUUUUUUGGGUCAGAAAAAUAAAAUAUCGUUUUUUUUUUUGUACAUUGUAAAGUUAGAAAACAAAAAGGUCAUGAUAUUCCAUACUGUAGAAAAUUUACAGUAAGAGGAAUCUUAACUGCGGAAAUAUUUGGGGUUUCUUAUUUCUUUGGGAGGGUAUACAAUAGCUUUUAUCUAAACCAGUCGUUUCAGGGGCUCCAUGAAAAAAAUCAUUUAAAACAAAAACAAACAUAUCUUUCCCCUAGUAAGUGUGAAUUGGGUGAAAGUAGAACAUUCCUUCCUGUAUUUCACACUUUUAAAAUCUUAAAACAGCAUUACUAUCAGGUUUUCUGACUUUUAAAUCACUGCGGUCAGUGAAUGAAAAGAUAACACGUCUGGAAUCAUCUGAAAAUCUACGUGUUGCGUGCAUGCGAUAAGAAAUCAGGAUACACCUAUACCUUAUGUAUGUAGGGCGGAUUCCAAAAGAACGCAACAAGUUUUCAGUUGCAAAAUAGUUCGACAUUGUCUGGGCUGAAAGUAAAUAAAUAAAUCAAAGGAAAACUACAGAAUGUGAAAGUAAGUGUCAAGUGGGGGGGAUAAGAAACCGGAAACUAAAAAUGAUAAAUCAAGACCCUGCUGAAAAGUGCUCAUUCCUGACAUUUUCACCUUUCCCGACCACGUAAAGAACUGCUCAUUCAUUUAAUGUGGAAAAUAUGACCUACAUUAUUUCGAAUCAUGAUUAACAAAGACCAUCGUUUUCAUAAACUUUGUCUAAAUCUAUAUGAAAACUAUCAAAGUUAUUUUUGUUUCCAGUCGUUUUACCUCAGACCUAUCUGUUGUCCUCUAUAGCUACCUAAUAAUUUGCUUUGUGUUGGUGUUCAUUUUCAGACCAUUUAGCUGUAUCAAUCGAUUCAAGACUGGUUUUUGACUAUUUUUUUAGACUUGUAGGGGUGCCUGAGAGAAGGAGGGGGUGGGGAACGGUCUUCAUAUUUGAUCUGACCGCAAGGCAUUUGUUACCCAUUUCCUGACAGCGAUGAUUUAUUAUUUCAAUCCAACCUGCCAAGAUGUCACAUCAGAGGUGUUUCAUCUAUUAUGCAUGCAAAAUUAAUGAAGUGUCAAAAGUGAUAAACAUUUAAUGACUUUCUCUGCUGCGUUGAAGUAGUGUGCCUGUCUCUUUUACCAACCAGGUGAAGGAGAAGUGUCGAAACCUCUCAAAGUGAAAUAAACUCAACUGUGCGUAAAUAAACACAAAAAACGUUGCAAACUGUGCUUGUUCCACAGGUGCAAAAUUUAGUAGAGCUAAAUUUAAUUAUUUUCUCAGAUCUGUGUGUCUUUUAGCCUCUUAAAACAGGAGUCAACUUGCACCUUCCUGACAGAAUUUUCUUUUCAGGCAACUGGUAAAAUUUUUUUUCAAUUAUGCUUCACGCGCGGUAGCGGACAACUAUAAUAAUUCGUACGGCCGAUUUCGCAACGGAUAGCCUGCAGAACAGAGGGCUCGUGUAUCGCGCUAGAGCCCGCUAAUCCGCCUGUACUGCAGGCUACGCAACGGAGGACUUGAGAAGCCGAACACAAGCGACAGAACUGGUGAUUAUGCUCUCCUAAUUGUCCCCAAUGAUUGUUCUUAACGGCAAUGAAACAAAUAAAAAGUAUCUGGGGGACGAAUCGUGCUGUCAAACUAAAUUACUUGACUGACUCCCUUCAUUACUAGGUGAAACUAAAUAGAAGCAGUGAAUGUCUCGACUCCCACGAUUGGGAUACUGCACAGUUCUAUUUGAGUGUUGGCCAAAAAAACAUACCGCCUGGUCAAGCUAUUCAGUGUCAUAACAAUUUUUAGCAUACAGUGUCUCUAUCAACUACAAUGCUCCUUGGCCUCCUCCUAUCAAAUCUUGUAACAUACCUACGUAGUAAGCAACCUAUUACAUUGUAAAUCGAUUAGAUACGGGCACUAAGAAAUACGAAACUAUAAUUGUAAUUUACUCUUUUCGUUUUGAAUUCAUCCAGUCUAUUUUAAUUCAGUUGUGAAGUGGAAGUGAUAAAACUUGAAAAGUGAGCCUAAAUCUCGGACCUUGAACUCGGAGAAGCAGGAAAGGGUCAAUGAUGCCUGUAAUUGAUAAAACUGUUUUUUUUUUUUUUUCCAGUUAUGAAACUUAAAAAGAAGGAAUCGGUGAUUUGCUCUGUUUUGAAAGAUAUUUUAUUUCUAAAUGUUUAAAAUGACAUCGAAAGAUUGGUAAACAGCGACGAAAACCGCUCGGGACAAAAAGGCGAAAAUUAACCAGAUUACUAUAGUAGGUAAUGACAGCAAAAAACAUAAAUCAACACGCCAAAUGAAUCGAGUUUCCAGGUCUCGAAAUCCUCAAACAUUCAAGAUAUUUCGGUUAUUCUACCUCACAGAAUUUAACCAGUCAAAUCUUCAGGUUUCUGCGGAACUAGCUACUGAGUUUGGUUUGCGCGCACGUCAUCUUCACUCUGAGGCGAACGGCUGUGUAAGUACAGCUUGCACGCCAAUGUAAACACAUCGUCCUACGCUUAAACCGAUUCAUUCUUUUUUCAAUUCUGAUGAUUCUUUUGCAAAGUUUGCAGGGGAUGUUCGGGCUGAAACUAUAAAUCUUGUUCCGUGAACUAUUUUGGAACGUUUCAGCGAGGAAGGCGUCACGCGCGCGGUGAAACUAAAGGAAGUAGGAGUCUCUUCUGUGACGUCACAUCGACGGAUAUUUUCUUUCGGCACAUUAUUGACACUGGGCAUACAUUUCCAUGCAAAGAUGAUGUGAACUUGUUCUAUCGCGAUCGGUCUAGGCACUCGGCGGUACCGAUCCUUUCUUUUACAUUUUAGUUAGACUUUUGUAUUUAUUAUUUUUUAACGAAAUUGUUACUGAACUGGGUCCUAAUAUGCCCACAAGUCCUAGCUAUUACAUGUUCGUUAUCUUGUUCGCGGUCGCCGCAAUGAUGUUGAACUCGGCGACGUGUCGAACUCGCACAGUGUAUUCCAAUACAUGGGUUGUGCAAGUCGAUGGCGGUCUGACAGGGGCUGAGAGGAUAGCAGCCGAAAGAGGUCUUACACUGUUAGGACAGGUUGGAAGUUUGGAAGGAUUUUAUAUGUUCAAGCAUAAUACACAUCCUAAACGAUCGAGACGCGAUGCCGUGGAUAUUACAUCGGAGUUGAGCGAACAUCCCAAUGUUAUUUGGGCCGACCAGCAAAUUGUAAAGAGACGCGUACGCAGGGAUUUCGAUCCUCACUACAACGACCCAGAUUUUGAUAAACAGUGGUUUCUUCAUAACACAGACAGCAUAUUUAGAGGCUAUGACCACAAUGUCCUUCCAGUUUGGGGACAGGGUGUUACUGGGAAGAAUGUUGUUGUUUCUAUAUUGGAUGAUGGAAUUGAAUAUACACACAGGGAUUUAAAGGCCAAUUAUGAUCCAGCAGCUAGUUAUGACUAUAACAGUAAUGAUGCAGACCCUGCACCAAGAGCAACAUGGAAUGAUGAAAACAGACAUGGAACAAGAUGUGCAGGUGAAGUAGCUGCAGCAGGAAACAACAGUGUCUGUGGGGUGGGUGUGGCACCAGGCUCAAAAGUAGGAGGUGUUCGAAUGCUAGAUGGUGAUGUGACAGAUGCAGUAGAGGCCUCAUCUCUUAGUCUCAAUCCACAGCAUAUUGAUUUGUAUAGUUCAAGCUGGGGACCAGAUGAUGAUGGAAGGACAGUCGAUGGACCGGCUAAAUUAGCAAAAAAGGCAUUUGAAGAUGGUUGUAAAAAAGGUCGUGGUGGAUUAGGCUCCAUUUUUGUGUGGGCUUCUGGGAAUGGAGGAAGAGGUCAUGACAGCUGCGCAUGUGAUGGCUACACAAACAGUGUUUACACCCUGUCAAUCAGUUCUGCAACAGAACAUGGAACGUCUCCGUGGUAUUCAGAAUACUGCUCAUCAACUCUUGCUACUACCUUUAGCAGUGGAAAUUAUGAAAUGAGAAAAAUUGUUACCACAGACCUUCAUGGACGAUGCACAAAUUCACAUACAGGUACAUCUGCUUCAGCACCUCUUGCAGCAGGAAUAUUAGCUCUUGCUUUGGAGGUUAAUCGUAACUUGACCUGGAGGGAUAUGCAGCAUCUUGUUGUUCGUACCUCAUCCAAUGCCAAGUUAAAAUCUGAUGACUUUGUUAUCAAUGGAGUUGGUAGAAAGGUCAGCCACAAGUUUGGUUAUGGCUUGCUUGAUGCAUUGGCACUUGUCAACCUUGCAAGGAAGUGGAAAACUGUACCACCACAGCAUGUCUGUCGUGAAAUACCAGAGGCACAGCAAAGGCCUAUCCCUGGGACAGGCACUUUGAAGGUGACUAUACCAUUUACAGCUUGUUCAGAUAAGAGUGACUAUGUGCGAUACUUGGAGCAUGUCCAGGUAGUCACAACACUGACUUUUACGCGACGUGGUGACCUCAGCAUCAAGCUGAUUUCUCCUCAAGGUACAGUUGCAAUUUUGCUGCCCCAACGUAAAGAAGACUACUCAAGCAGUGGCUUUACAAAUUGGGAAUUCAUGUCAACUCAUACUUGGGGUGAAGACCCAAAAGGAACUUGGACACUGGAGAUUGAAAACCAUGGUGCCUCUCGGAAUAGUGGAAUGCUCAAAGAUUGGUAUUUGGUUGCAUAUGGAACAUCACAGCCAGCUCAACCUAAUGAUUCCACAAAGGAACCAGUUCCUGCCUGUAACUUGGAAUGUCAGAAGGGAUGUACUGGACCAAAAGCAGAUGAGUGCAAUGAGUGUAAACACUUCAGAAGAAGUACCAACAAUGAAUGUGUUGCUGACUGCACAAACACAGAGUUCAGAGAUACCAAUGCAAAGCUUUGCAGACCUUGCAGUCCUGUGUGUGCAACUUGUCAUGGCCCCAACACAUCUGACUGUCUGUCUUGUCACUCACCCCUUAUUGUACACAAUGGAAGCUGUGUGAACUUUUGUCCUGAUGGCUUCUACAAACAUGUGCAAGAUUCUGUUGUGAUGUGUGGAAAGUGUGACAAGUCAUGUCUAACGUGUGCUGGUGAUGCAACAUCCUGCAGCUCCUGCACUUCAGACUAUAGACACUUUCUGGGAAAGUGUAUAGCCAAAUGUACUGAUGGACAGUAUUUAGAGGCUGAUGGACAAUGCGGACCUUGUCAUCCUUCUUGUCAUAAAUGCCAUGGUGGUAGUGAAAGCUCCUGCACAGAAUGUGGUACUAAAGAUGUACACCAAGUAUUAUUUCUGCAUGGUGGUGAAUGUAAGGCUUCUUGUCCAAGUGGUUUCUUUGGAGACAAAGACCUCAAAGAAUGCAAGCCUUGUGAUUCCGCUUGCAGCAGCUGUGCUGGUCCUUCAACUUCUGAAUGUGUGUCCUGUGCUAAGGGAUCUUUUAGACUUGGUGCUCCAGUUGGUACAUGUGUUGCAAAUUGCCCUGAAGGUCAGUUUGGUGAAUCAUCUAAUGGAACAUGUGCUCGUUGCCAGUCAUCAUGCAAACAUUGCGACCCUGUUGAGCCUACUAAAUGCACCAGCUGUCCAGUGGGCAGAUUCCUUCACAUGCAUCAAUGCUUUUCUGCCCAACAGUGCCCUGCAGGUACAUAUGGAAAUACCACGUCUGGGAGAUGUGAAAAUUGCCAAGUUGGAUGUGCCUCUUGUAGUCUUACCUCUGGUCUGAAGUGCGUUGCUUGUUCAGAAGGAUUCGUCAUGCACAAAUCUCAGUGUCUGAUGCGCUGCCCUGAAGGAACCUUCCCCAGGCAUUCCAACAGUUGUGUCCCAUGUAAUUCUACGUGCCAGACAUGCUUCGGUGAAGGCAGUGAUCAGUGCCUCUCGUGCUCUCUUCCAAGGCUCCUUUCUGGUUCAUCAUGUGUCACCAAAUGUCCAACUGGAAUGUUUCACAGCCAGGUUACUCAUAGUUGUCAGUCGUGUCACGCAACGUGUGAAUCAUGCAGUGGACCAUCUACUAGUGACUGCCAUUCUUGUAAAGCCGGCUUGUCGCUCAAUGGCUCAGGAUGUAAAGCAUCUUGUCCAAGUGGCAAGUUUAAUGCCAGUGAGGGCUGUCAGAGCUGCCAUCCUGUGUGCCUUGUAUGCAAUGGUCCAACUGAAAAAGACUGCCUUAGCUGUAGUGAAAUCAAAUUUCUUGACCUACAAACAAAGCAGUGUACUUACGAGUGUCCUGAUGGUUAUUUUGGUGAUUUGGAAACAACACACUGCAAGUCUUGUUCUCCUGGGUGUAAGAAAUGUAAGAACAACGCAGAAUGUUUGUCGUGUGGACCGGGGUUAUUGCUUGUGGGCAACUCAUGUCAAACACAAUGUCCAGCAGGUCAUUACCGCAGCAAAGCCAACUCUUGUGAACCUUGUGAUGGUAUGUGUAAGGAAUGCGCUCUGUCCUCCAGUAACUGCAUCCAGUGCCAAGAGCAUGAAGUGCUGAGUCGUGGCAAAUGUGUCAGCAUUUGCCCAGUGGGAACAUUUUUGCUGCAAAAUACAAAGAGUUGCGUGCCCUGUCAUUCUUCUUGCAAAUCGUGCUCUGGACCCACAGCUAAUGAUUGUACAGGAUGUGAUACCAAAUCUGUUAUGGUGAACUCAAGAUGUUUGGCAUCUUGUCCUUCAGACUACUUCUUUGACAAGGAAGCGAACAGUUGUCAGCCAUGUGACUAUUACUGUUCAACCUGCAAAGGAGGAAAUGGUCUCAGAAAUUGCACUAGAUGUGUAUCACCAUUUGUACUAUACAAGCACUACUGUAUCAGAGAGUGUCCUCAGCAUGGUUGGGUGUUAGAUAGCGAUAAUCAAAAGUGUAUACAAUGUCACUCUUCCUGUGCGAGGUGCAUUGGACCCACAGCAAAUGACUGUAUUGCGUGCAGGGAACCUGAUACAAGUCUUGUUGGAUUUUCAUGUAAGAAGGAAUGUCCCACUGGAACAUUUGCCAAUCAGGUGACAGGGCUCUGUGAGAGAUGUCACCCGACAUGUCAAACGUGCUCAGGAGCUGGUGCAGACAGUUGUUUAUCAUGUGCAGAAGACUUGGUUCAAAAUAGAAGCACAGGCAGAUGUAGCUCAGUUUGUCCACAAGGACAAUUUUCAACCGAAGGAAAAUGCAGCGAGUGUCAUCCAAAUUGCAAAAGUUGCAAUGGUCCAGGCAGCUCCAACUGCCUCAACUGUCCCGAGGGCAAAGCGUUCUACAAUUUUACUUGUGUAAAUGUCUGUCCUGAUCGGACUUAUGUCACUGAUAAGAACGGCAUUCAUCAGUGCCAGCCGUGUCAUCCAGUCUGUCAUUUAUGUUAUGGCCCGUCUAUGGAUAGCUGUCUCAUGUGUAAGAAUCCACUUUACCUUGAGGGCAGAAUGUGCGUUGUACAGUGUUCACCUAAUCAUUCUAUCGAUGAACGCACAAGAUCUUGUAAUCCAUGCGGAAGUGAAUGUAGAUCAGUAGCUAGAGAUAAACAUCGCUCCAUUCAGUACCCAAAUAACAAAGCAUUGGAAUUUGUACUGAAAGAUCCUAAAGCGAACGGGGUAUCUAUCAUCGCCAUUGCAGCUGUGUCAGUGUCAAUAGUCGUGUUCCUUGUUAUGUUUGGAGUUCUUCAGUUUCGAUCCAAGAAGCAACUGAGAUACACCAAGGUCAAUGUAGAACCAUUCAGCAAGGAGGACGAUGAGGAAGACAGUUUUCUUUUAAACGGUAGAGACGACAGGCAUGAAGAUUCUUCCUUUUAAGGCAAUCCUAGUCUUCAGUUGUCAAAAGACCUGUUUAACAUAUGUGGCAUGCCAACUGGACUGCAAGACUUCUUUCACAAGUUAUGUAUAUUACUUCAAUAGACAAUACACAUACCGCCAGUCGGCAUGUCCUGUAGUCAAGAUUAACUUAUAUGAACAAUUCCAAAAUACUGAGUUGCCUAACUCCAAGUAGACUGAUGUCUAUGGUUGUGAAUAACCAUUGCAGGAUGUCACUGAUAAUGUGUUUUGCUAUAUUAAUGGAAAGGAGGGUGAAGGGAAGUUUAUGGAAUUUUAAAACGAGAAAUUCAGAUUCACCAAGUCAUUUCAUUUUGAAAAUGAAAAUUGCACUACUGGGGCUUAAAUUAUUUUGAUAUUAAACUUCAGCAUUGUUAAAAAGAGCAAAUGCUUAAAGUCCUCAGUCUCAUUAUUAUCAUUAAUUCAAUCUGAUAGUCUUGCCGAACAAUGCUAUUUUGUAUGUCUUGAUAGUUCAUUUUCUAACGCAAUCCCAAAUUUUAACAGCAUACUGUAGUUAACAAGCGUCAUCUUUACAUGAAUUGGUGACAGCGAAAUGUUCUAAGUAUUUUGAUAGUAGAAGUUAAUCCAGGGUAAUGCUUUACGGCCUGUAUAAAAUCUAUUACUGGGGCAAAUUGGAAUUUUUUAGUACAUAAAGAUUUCUUAUGAUGGUGACGAAAGUCUAUAUGAAUAUUAUUUCAAAAAUCAAAAAUUAGUCUUAAUCUCUUAGUUUUUACGUCAGUAAAUUAUUUAGUUAGUUUUAAUCAAAAGAAGAAUGUUUGCAGUGUUACGAUCGCGAUCAUCAUUAUCCGUAGAUCAAAGCACCAUUUCUUACCAACGAUGGUUUUUUUGGAGCGCCAAGUAAUCACCAAACACCCAGACAAAUCGAUAAUUAUGGAGAUAAUAAAAUUAUUAUUACUGCAACGACAUAGUAGUAACAAUUAUAAAGUUUUCUUGGAUUAUUCAAGAGAAAUAAAAAUAUUUUUGUAUAA
Molecule: messenger RNA, 10911 nt
Organism: Orbicella faveolata
Lineage: Eukaryota; Metazoa; Cnidaria; Anthozoa; Scleractinia; Merulinidae
Product: proprotein convertase subtilisin/kexin type 6-like
Biological process (GO): protein processing
Cellular component (GO): Golgi membrane; trans-Golgi network
Molecular function (GO): serine-type endopeptidase activity
Source: RefSeq, a predicted model, not a curated record